AGUGUCUUUUUAGUUGUCAUUUUUGACAGUUGUCAUUCCUUGGCCCAUUUCCGUUUCUUUCUAGUGACAACAACUCAAGAUGAAAAUCGGUUUGUGUUCAUUCAGUGGGUACAAAAUUUACCCCGGUCAUGGCAAGACCUUGGUCAAAAUCGACGGCAAGUCCUUCACUUUCUUGGACAAGAAAUGUGAACGCUCUUACUUGAUGAAGCGUAAUCCCCGUAAGGUGACCUGGACCGUCUUGUACCGUCGCAAGCACCGCAAGGGUAUCGAGGAAGAAGCCACCAAGAAACGUUCCCGCAGAACACAAAAGUUCCAACGCGCUAUUGUUGGUGCUUCCUUGGCCGAAAUCAUGGCUAAGCGUAACAUGAAACCCGAGGUUCGUCGUGCCCAACGUGAACAAGCCAUCAAGGCCGCCAAGGAACAAAAACGUGCCACCAAGGCUGCCAAGAAGGCUGCUCAGCCCGCCGCCCCUAAAGCUAAGAACGCCCCCAAGCAAAAAACCGCCAAGGUACAACAAAAGGCUGCUCCCCGUGUAGGAGGAAAGCGGUAAACAGCUGUUUUUAAGUUGUUAGUCAUAGGUGGCUCUUAACCUGCCCCUCAAAUUGGGUGGCAAGUGAAGUGUUUUUAAAUUAAAUGUGUUUUUUUUUAACAUCUCAAACAAAAACAAACUGAAACAAGAAAAAAAAUUUAUGUGCAGUGAAAAAAUAAAAUGACAAAAAAAGAUUUAAUCCUUUACGGAUGUGAUAUUCGUAUGGAGUAAAAGAAA
Molecule: messenger RNA, 766 nt
Organism: Calliphora vicina (urban bluebottle blowfly)
Lineage: Eukaryota; Metazoa; Arthropoda; Insecta; Diptera; Calliphoridae
Gene: RpL24
Product: ribosomal protein L24
Exons: 3
Coding region: 80-550 (156 amino acids)
Biological process (GO): cytoplasmic translation
Cellular component (GO): cytosolic large ribosomal subunit
Molecular function (GO): mRNA binding; structural constituent of ribosome
Source: RefSeq, a predicted model, not a curated record